AUGAGCUCUUACUUUGUAAACUCGUUCUCGGGGCGCUACCCGAACGGCCCCGACUAUCAGCUGCUGACUUAUGGAGCCGGCGGCGACGCAGCGAGCGGCGCCGCGUUCAGGGACUCCGCUGCCACCAUGAACCAUGCCACGGGCUCCUACGGCUACGGCUACAAUGGCAUGGAUCUGACCGUGACCAGCCGAGGAGGUGGGGGGGGCACCAGGACAGGGGGAACCGGCGGACACUUUGGCGAGGACUCAGGAGGUUUUAGCGUCAGACAGUCCAGCUUUUCCGUCACCCCCGGGACAAACUCGCUGCUGACAGCCGAUCGUGAGAGCAGCAGGCUGAGCUCGUCUCCCCCAGCGGAGAAAACAGGAAACGGUAGCCUCAGCUCUCCUAACCUCUCCUCGUUGUCCUCGGCGGUGCAGCGCUUCACGGAGCUGGACGACGCCUCCCCAGGCGCAAAAGAGCCAAACCGAGACCCGAGUCUGGGGAGGAACCCGCCGCCCGCGAGUGGUCUCUCGUUCCAGAAGGAGGAGGGCGGCCCGGCUGGACCCGCGGGCAGCGCGGUCACGGAAGCGCACCCCCCGCAGAUUUUCCCCUGGAUGAGAAAGCUGCACAUCAGCCAUGAUAUCACCAACCCGGACGGGAAACGGGCUCGGACGGCGUACACCCGGUACCAGACCCUGGAGCUGGAGAAGGAGUUCCACUUCAACCGGUACCUGACGCGGCGGCGGCGCAUCGAAAUCGCGCACACGCUCUGCCUCUCCGAGCGCCAGAUCAAGAUCUGGUUCCAGAACCGGAGGAUGAAGUGGAAGAA
This is a messenger RNA of Nematolebias whitei (Rio pearlfish), 809 nucleotides long. RefSeq names its product homeobox B5a (gene hoxb5a). Gene Ontology annotation, molecular function: DNA-binding transcription factor activity, RNA polymerase II-specific; RNA polymerase II cis-regulatory region sequence-specific DNA binding. The record is from RefSeq and is a predicted model, not a curated record. Gene Ontology annotation, biological process: anterior/posterior pattern specification; regulation of transcription by RNA polymerase II. NCBI's taxonomy places the organism in Eukaryota, Metazoa, Chordata, Actinopteri, Cyprinodontiformes, Rivulidae. Gene Ontology annotation, cellular component: nucleus.